AAGGCAUAUGAAUGUACUGAAUGUGAGAUGAAAUUUGAUAGAAAAUGGAAUUUAGAUAUUCACAUGAGGUCUCAUACUGGUGAGAAACCGUUUGAAUGCAAUAUUUGCGGAAAACUAUUCUCCCAGUCUGGAAAUUUACUACUUCACAAAAGAACACAUUCUGAAGAAAGACCAUUCAAAUGCAACUACAAAGACUGUACAUACACUGCAAAAAGGAAAGGUACUUUGAUACAACAUGUCAAUCGAAUACAUCUAAAAAUUACACCAAAACCAAAAAAACCGGUGAAAGAAAAUAGAGUUCAUAAAUGUCAUAAAUGCGGUAAAAGUUUUCGAUUUUUAUCCACUUUAAGAACACAUCUAACAUCUCAUGAGGAAAAUCGACCGUUUUCAUGUUAUAUUUGUAGGAAAACUUUCAAAUAUAAAUUUGACUUAAAUAAACACAUGAAGAAAGUACAUCCACAAAAACAAACCGAAUCUUUCUCCAAAAAAGACACAGAACAGGGCCAAGAAGUGAAACCAGAUGUUUUUCAGACACCAUCAACAAGUUCACAAGGAAUUUUUUCUGAAGCCAUUUGUUCAAUUCAAUAUGAACAAGAGGCUUCAGAAGAGAGUAUUUUCACAUCCAUAGAAGCUGAAGAAUUUCUUAAAGAUUUUAACAUCAAUUUAGAAAUUAUGAAAAAAGAUGUGCACUUGAGAAGUCAUACUGGUGAGAAACCGUUUUCAUGCGAUAUUUGCGGUAAAAAAUUCUCCCAUGAAAAAGACACAGAACAGGGCCAAGAAGUGAAACCAGAUGUUUUUCAGACACCAUCAACAAGUUCACAAGGAAUUUUUUCUGAAGCCAUUUGUUCAAUUGAAUAUGAACAAAUGGCUUCAGAAAAAAUUAUUUUCACACCAGGAGAAGCUGAAGAAUUUCUUAAAGAUUUUAACAUCGAUUUAGAAAUUAUGAAGUUUGAAACGUCCUCACAACCGGAAUUAUUCUCAGAGAUAGAAACUGAUGAAGAUAAAUUCGAAUGUCAACUUUGCGGACAACAACUGUUUGACCAAAAAAAGAAAUAUGAAUGCACUGAAUGUAAAAAAAUAUUUCUACACAAAUCGAUCUUAGAUGUGCACUUGAGAAGUCAUACUGGUGAGAAACCGUUUUCAUGCGAUAUUUGCGGUAAAAAAUUCUCCCAGUCUGGAAAUUUAACGAUGCACAAAAAAUUACAUUCAGAAGAACGACCAUUCAAAUGCAACUACACAAACUGUGGAUACGCCGCGAAAAGAAAUGUCAGUCCUGACAAAGCACUAAAGAGGUGCCGACCCUCUGGUCACACUGGUGUUAGCAGUCUAGGAUUUUCAGCCCAUAUUAGAGUGGUGUUAGAGCAAGAUAAAUUUCAAAAUAACCCUAAAGAAAUUGGAAUAGGAUGGAUGCUAGAAGAGAAGGACGUGUGCGAGAAGAGAUGGCAGGAGGUUGCUGAAGGCCUCAAGGGCAACAAUUUCUUCGAAUUGCUAGAUGAAACAGCUAAGUUAACCAAUUGGGGAAAGGCGCAAUGUUUAGGAGUUGCCAAAUUAAAAUUGAUGCGGAUAGCUAGAGAUUUUUCUUGGAAUGAUGCGAAUAUGAAAAAAGUCGAACGUUAUGAUGAGUUUAACUGCUUCCGGUUUUUGAUUUCGACAAACACGCACAGAAAAGACACAGAACAUGGCCAAAACGUUCAAUCAGAUUUUUUACAGACACCAUCAAAAAGUUCUGAAGCAACAGGAUCAAUUGAAUCUGAACAAGUGGCAUCAGAAGAGAGUAUCUUCACAGCAAGGAAAGCUGAAGAUUUUCUUAAAGAUUUUAACAUCGAUUUAGAAAUUACAAAGCUUGAUACAUCCUCACAACUGGAAUUAUUCUCAGAGAUGGAAACCGAUAAAGAUAAAUUUGAAUGUCAACAUUGUGUACAACAAUUUUCUAACGAUGAGAAAAAGAUACAUGAAUGCAUUGAAUGUAAACAAAUAUUUCAAAGUAAAUUGCACUUAGAUGUCCACCUGAGAAGCCAUACUGGUGAGAAACCGUUUCCAUGCGAUAUCUGCGGUAAAAACUUUUCCCAGUCUGGAAAUUUAACAAUUCACAAAAGAACACAUUCAAAAGAACGACCUUUCAAAUGCAGCUGCGGAUACGCUACAACAAGGAAAUUUCAUCUGUUAUCACAUGUCAAACGAUUACAUCCAAAUGCAAUCGCUUCUGAUAUUAUUACUAUUCCCCGGAAAGAAUCGAAAGAUCAUAAAUGUAAUAAAUGCGGUAGAAGUUUUCCAUGGUUAUCCACUUUAACAAAACAUCUAAUAUCUCAUGAGAAAAGUCGACCGUUUUCAUGCGAUAUUUGUAAGAAAACGUACAAACAUAAAAAUGACUUAAAAACACACAUGAAAAUAGCACAUCCACAAGAACAAACCGCUUGUUCUUCCAAGAAAGACACAGAACAUGGCCAAGAAAUGCAAUCAGAUUUUUUUCAGACACCAUCAAAAAGUUCUGAAGCAACAGGAUCAAUUGAAUCUGAACAAGUGGCAUCAGAAGAGAGUAUCUUCACAGCAAGGAAAGCUGAAGAAUUUCUUAAAGAUUUUAACAUCGAUUUAGAAAUUACAAAGCUUGAGACAUCCUCACAACUGGAUUUAUUCUCAGAGAUGGAAACCGAUGAAGAUAAAUUCGAAUGUCAACAUUGUGUACAACAAUUUUCUGACGAAAUUUCUUUAAAGGAACACGAGAAACAAUUCCACUAAUCGAAUUAACUCUGGACAUUUAACUUUGAAACAACAUAAGUUAAAAAAGUCCUAAAAAAUUAUUAACAUUGAUGUGAGACUAAUGAACAUUAUACAUUAGUAAAACAAUAUUAGUUACAGCACAGUUAAAUGAAAUAGCAUUAGAAAAUUUUCGUAUAAAUUAAUUUAUUGUAGAAAUUAUUUCAUAAAAUACUGUACAUUUGCAGAACGAUACUUUUGUUACGAAACAAAAUUUAAAAAUUUAUAAUUUGAAAUUAAGUAAUAGCUUUAAUUGAAUAAAUUUACG
This is a messenger RNA of Centruroides sculpturatus (bark scorpion), 3022 nucleotides long. RefSeq names its product zinc finger protein 91-like. The transcript has 14 exons. The coding region runs from base 28 to 2736 and encodes 902 amino acids. The record is from RefSeq and is a predicted model, not a curated record. Lineage: Eukaryota; Metazoa; Arthropoda; Arachnida; Scorpiones; Buthidae.